Phoenix dactylifera (date palm) is the source of this 2211-nucleotide messenger RNA. RefSeq names its product P-loop containing nucleoside triphosphate hydrolases superfamily protein. The record is from RefSeq and is a predicted model, not a curated record. Gene Ontology annotation, molecular function: nucleic acid binding; ATP binding; RNA helicase activity. NCBI's taxonomy places the organism in Eukaryota, Viridiplantae, Streptophyta, Magnoliopsida, Arecales, Arecaceae.
AGGAGGGAAAUAGGUUUGGGGCGCCAGACGAAAGCCCUAACCAAAUCGCCAUGAAAGGGAAGCACGAGACUGAGAGCAAGAAGAAGGCGGACGACAAAGGCGGCUCCGAUGCGGGAGUCUUCGCUUCUUGCUCCUUCGCCGAUCUCGGGCUCCAUUCCACCUUAUGCCAGCACCUCCAAGAGAAGAUGGGGUUCCAAGUCCCCACACAGAUCCAGGCGCAAGCAAUUCCAGUCGUGAUCGCCGGACGGCAUGUGCUUGUUAAUGCUGCCACUGGCACGGGCAAGACAAUUGUGUACCUUGCACCGAUUGUCCACCUUCUCCAGAAGCACGAGCCUCGCAUCCAACGGUCCGAGGGAACCUUUGCGUUGGUGCUUGUGCCAACGCGAGAAUUAUGCAUGCAGGUUUAUGGAAUUUGCGAGAAAUUGUUGCAUCGUUUUCACUGGAUAGUUCCUGGGUACAUCAUGGGUGGUGAAAACAGGUCCAAGGAAAAAGCCAGGCUGCGCAAAGGAAUAUCUAUUCUAAUAGCAACUCCUGGGCGUCUUUUGGAUCACUUAAAGCAUACUCAAUCAUUCAUGUAUACAAAUUUGCACUGGAUAGUCUUCGAUGAAGCUGACAGGAUUCUUGAACUGGGGUUUGGUAAAGCAGUAGAAGAAAUACUUGAUUUUUUGGGUUCAAGGCAGAACAAUUCUGUUUGCAAAGAGGGUAAAGGAGGGAGGACUGAAAAAUUUUCAAGGCAAAACAUACUUCUGUCGGCAACAUUAAAUGAAAAGGUUAACCAGUUAGCUAACAUCAGCUUGGAGGAUCCAGUUGUGAUUGGUAUAGAUGACAAGAAUAAUUCUUCUGUGGUACCAAAUUCAUCAAUCAGUAAUUUUGCAUCUUUAAGAUCUGGUAUGGAUGGAGAUUUACAACAUUGUGACACAUUACCUAGUAAUUCACGGGACAGUUAUAAUCUUCCAUCUCAGCUAAUACAAAGAUAUGUUAAAGUGUCUUGUGGUUCACGGCUUGUUGUUCUUCUCUCUAUUCUCAAAAGCCUCUUUGAAAGAGAAAUUUCCCAGAAGAUUGUGGUUUUCUUCUCAACAUGUGAUGCAGUAGAUUUCCACUAUUCACUUAUAAGCGUGUUUCAGUGGUCUCCUGAUUUGCAAGCGGAGAGAAAUCAGAAACAACCAUUUGUCAGAUGCAAGAUAUUCCGUUUACAUGGUAACAUGGAGCAUGAUGAUCGGAGAAAAGUAUUUCAAAGCUUUAGCUCUGAAAAAUCAGCCCUACUUUUAUGUACGGAUGUUGCUGCAAGAGGGUUGGAUUUUCCAAAAGUAAAGUGUAUCAUUCAGUAUGAUUCUCCAGGCGAGGCUUCCGAGUAUGUUCACAGGGUUGGAAGAACAGCACGAUUAGGUGAGAAAGGGGAAGCAUUAUUAUUCCUUCAACCUGUUGAAGUUGAUUAUCUGCACGAUUUGCAGCUACAUGGUGUCUCAUUGAAAGAAUAUCCCCUUCAGAAGGUCUUAGACAGUUUUCUUUCGCAUGGCCAGAAGCUCAAUAGCAAAAAGUUGUUAUCUUUAGAUACACAUCCUUGGGUAUUAUUUCUGCAGAAGACACUUGAAAACUUUAUCGGAAACGAGUCCAAGACGAAGAAGCUAGCUAGGGAUGCUUUCUGCUCCUGGGUUCGUGCAUAUACUGCCCAUCGAGGUGAGCUGAAGAGGAUUUUCAUGGUAAAGAAACUUCAUCUGGGGCAUGUGGCAAGAAGCUUCGGGUUGAAAGAGCAACCUUCCUUGGUUGGAAGAUCACACCAGAUACAAGCACAGAAGAGGAAGAGGAAUCAGAUGCAAGGCAGGUCAUCUAAAAGGCAACGGGGGCUUUCUACAAAAGGUAAGCGAUUGUUGAAGCAGCUUGAAUCCAACGUUGCUGGAUCAUAGGGGAAGUUGGAGCUGGAACCCAUACUAGCCGUAAAAUGGAAUCAUAAAAUUUCUAUUAGAGGGCAGCGACCACAGCCAAAUACAAGACAGAGGAGAACUCAUAUACAUUUUGACACAAAAUAGUAGGCAUUUACAGCUGAAGUCUGCAAUGAUGUUGAAUAUAUGGAGUUGCCAUGAUUUCUAGUUGGAACUUCCAGCCACAUGAUUCUACUUGAUAUUCUGAUAACUUAGUUAUGAAUGAAUCUGUAGAGAUUUUUGUGCAUUCUCUCAGAUUAAUACCAAAUCAAAAUGUAGUAUUUCUGAUGUC